Molecule: messenger RNA, 2547 nt
Organism: Papaver somniferum (opium poppy)
Lineage: Eukaryota; Viridiplantae; Streptophyta; Magnoliopsida; Ranunculales; Papaveraceae
Product: ABC transporter G family member 11-like
Exons: 8
Coding region: 241-2406 (721 amino acids)
Cellular component (GO): membrane
Molecular function (GO): ABC-type transporter activity; ATP hydrolysis activity; ATP binding
Source: RefSeq, a predicted model, not a curated record
AAGGAAGAUACUUUAGUAUCAAACUUGCCUCAUGAAUCAUGAUUGAUGUCGAAAAUGUAUAUGUUUUGCUUGAAUUGCAGUAGGUCGCAUUACCUACUGGGAAAGUGUUCCUUAUAUAUUAAGGAUGCCCCUCCUCUAGCAAGCUAUCAAAUUGAAUUGGCAGUACAUCUUCAAUCCUCUCCCUAGCUCUCUUGUCAUCUCCAUUUCAAAUCGAAAACUUCGUCUUGGUUUAACAUCUUAAUGAAGUUUUCGGAUUUGCUUUCAUUAUCACCAUCUAAUAUCCUAAGAUGGACUCCUACUGCAAGUCCAAGUAGUUCACCAGUAGUACCGCCACCAGUUUUUAGUCCUGAAAUAAGUAGCUUUGCACAUCAUGAUCAAGUAGAAGAUGAAUCUUUUGUGAGUCCUGCUCACCAUCAGCAGCAGCAACAGCAGCUAGAUAAUUAUGUUGAAGAACCUGCUAAAAACGAUAAUGUUGUUAAUUCUUUAAGAGUCAGUGGCCAUCGAUCGAGCAAGAAAAAAAAAUCAGAAGAAAACAAGAGUUCGUUUGUAAUAGAAAUAGAACCAAAAUCUGAAGGUAGAACUGUUGUGUUGACAUGGGAAGAUUUAUGCGUUCGUGUACCUUCAUCGAGUAGCAAGGACAACGAUAAAGCUAUCAUUGAAGGGCUAAAUGGGUAUGCUCAACCUGGUGAGAUCUUAGCUAUUAUGGGUCCUUCUGGUUCUGGAAAAUCAACUCUUCUUGAUGCAUUAGCAGGGAGAUUGGCCUCAAACACAAGGCAGUCGGGUCUGAUACAAGUAAAUGGUCGAAAACAAAGUCUUGCUUUUGGGACGUCGGCUUAUGUAACUCAAGAUGAUACAUUAACAAUGACAUUGACGGUCGAAGAAGCCGUAUACUACUCUGCUUUACUUCAAUUACCUGACUCUAUGACAACAUUGGAAAAGAAGGAGAGAGUAGAGACAACAAUAAAGGAUAUGGGACUGUAUGAAGCUCGGAAUACAAGAAUAGGAGGGUGGAGCGCCAAAGGGCUAAGCGGUGGACAAAAGCGAAGAGUGAGCAUUUGUAUAGAGAUUUUAACACGUCCAAAACUUCUGUUUCUGGACGAACCUACAAGCGGCCUUGAUAGUGCAGCAUCUUACCAUGUAAUGAAUAGAAUUGUGAAGCUUUCGCAACAAUAUAGAUUGACUGUUAUUGCAUCUAUUCAUCAACCGAGUAGUGAAGUCUUCAAUCUCUUCGACAAUCUUUGCCUACUUUCUUCUGGUAAAACAAUUUACUUUGGUCCUGUUUCUGCAGCAAGUGAGUUUUUUGCAUUGAAUGGAUUCCCUUGCCCAACUAUAGGAAACCCAUCAGAUCAUUACCUGAGAACUAUCAACAAAGACUUUGAUCAAGACAUCGAACAAGCAACUGGUGGUGAAGUAAUAACAACAACUGAGGAAGCAAUUUAUAAACUUGUGGACUCAUACAAUUCAUCACCAGUCCUCCAACAAGUCAAACAACGAGUAUCGAGUUUAUGCAAAGGGGAAGGAAGUAUCUUAGAAAAAGGAAGCCAAGCCAGCUUCUUAACACAAUCAGUUGUUCUUACAAGAAGGUCUUUCGUGAACAUGUACCGGGAUUUAGGCUAUUACUGGAUACGGUUGGUAGCUUACAUUGGACUAGGUGUUUGUAUUGGUUCUAUAUUUUUCAGCAUUGGCGGCAGUUUUGGUUCAAUUCAGGCCAGAGGCUCAGUACUUUUGUUUGUAGUUUCAUUCUUAACUUUCAUGGCAAUUGGGGGAUUCCCUUCUUUCGUGGAGGACAUGAAGAUCUUCGGACGAGAAAGAUUAAAUGGUCAUUACGGUGUUACAGCAUUUGUUGUGGGAAAUACACUAUCUUCAAUUCCAUACUUGCUCAUGAUCUCACUGAUACCAGCAGUCUUUGCUUAUUACCUAGUUGGUCUCCACAAAGGAUAUGAACAUUUUCUCUUCUUUGCUUUAUUACUUUUCAUUUGCAUGAUGUUGGUUGAGAGCUUAAUGAUGGUUGUUGCAAGUAUAGUACCCGAUUUUCUGAUGGGUGUUAUUGUCGGAGCUGGAAUUCAAGGGGCCAUGAUACUAAAUGCUGGAUUCUUCAGGCUACCAAAUGAUCUUCCAAAACCAUUGUGGAAAUACCCAAUGUACUACAUUUCCUUUCACCGGUACGCAAACGAAGGGUUCUACAAAAACGAAUUCCAAGGACUUCAGUUCCCUAAUAAUCAAGUAGGAGGAUCAUUAACGAUGAGCGGUGAAGAAGUUUUGAAAAAUAUUUGGCAAAUGCCAACGGGCUACUCAAAAUGGGUUGAUCUUGCUGUUCUAUCUGGAAUGGUGGUUCUAUAUAGACUAAUAUUUUUUAGCAUUAUCAAGUUGUCUGAAAAAAAAAAAUCCUCGAGUUGUCUGAAAUGAUGCAAUCCAUUGUAAGACAACGCAGUGUUCUAAAUGCAUUAUGUGUUUUUGUUUUUCUAUUCAUUAAAACAAGACGGCGAUUAGUGCAACUUUUCUCUUGGAAAAGUAUAAACAUAACGUUCUGAAGUCUUUUAGAGCUCA